UUGGAAGCGAGCGAGUGUACCAAGUACAACAAGAAAGUAAAAAGUAGCAUCAACAUUUGGUUGUUGUGUUCGCUGCAUUCCAUUACUCUGCUCCUUCUCUCACAAGCCAAACUUCAGAUUCACCUAUUGCUUUCUCUUCAAGCUUAAUCGCAUGUUCUCUUUCUCUAUAAUAACUCUUAGCUUCGUUUUCCUCUUACCUAUAAAAUCGAAGAACACUCUCUGUUUCUUCUUCCUGCAUUGAGGGUUUGUGGUUUCUAUGGCGAAGCAAAUGAUUCCUUCAUGUUUUCUUCUCUUUUGCUUCUGUUUGAUACAAACACAGAUUCUUGUAGUUGCCAUUUUGGAUCCGACUGAUUUUCUAGCUCUUCAAUCGAUUCGGAAAUCUCUGGAAGACAUGCCUGGUUCUGAUUUCUUUUCUUCAUGGGAUUUCACUGCUGAUCCUUGUAACUUCUCCGGCGUUUUAUGUGAUUCCGAUAAGGUUAUCGCGCUCAACCUCGGUGACCCUAGAGCCGGUGCAGCCGGUUUAACAGGACGCCUCGACGCCGCCAUUGGUAAACUUUCUUCUUUAGCUGAGUUUACAGUUGUUCCGGGAAGGAUAUAUGGUGCUCUGCCUCAAACCGUUUCCAGUUUGAAGAACCUUAAGUUUCUUGCUAUUAACAGAAACUUCAUCUCCGGCGAGAUUCCGGCGGAGUUAGGUGAGUUACGCAGUCUUCGAACUAUUGAUCUCAGUUACAACCAGCUCACCGGAAAAAUUCCUCCGACGGUUGGAUCAUUGCCGGGGCUAACAAAUCUCAUCCUCUGCCAUAACCGUCUCUCCGGUUCUAUGCCUCGGUUCGAUUCUCAGAGCUUGACCCGGUUGGACCUAAAGCACAACACUCUCACCGGUUCGCUUGGUCCAAACUCUCUCCCUCCUUCGCUUCAGUAUCUCUCCUUGUCAUGGAAUCAACUCACCGGCUCAAUGGACCGGGUUCUAACCCGGCUCGAGCAGUUAAACUAUUUAGACCUUAGUCUAAACCAGUUCACCGGACCCGUUCCCGGUCGGAUAUUCUCAUUCCCACUAAGCAACCUCCAAUUACAAAGAAACCAGUUCUCCGGUUCAGUUGAACCGGUGGAUCAAGUUGCAAUUCCAACCGUUGAUCUCAGUUUCAACCGGUUAUCCGGUCAAAUAUCACCAAUGCUAGCUAGCGUGCAGAAUCUAUACCUGAACAACAACCGGUUCUCGGGUCGGGUACCGGCUAGUUUUGUGGACCGGUUAUUGGAUGCGAGUAUACAGAUACUAUAUUUACAGCAUAACUAUCUAACUGGAAUUGAGAUUAGUCCAACGGCUGUAAUUCCAGAGAGAAGCUCACUGUGUAUGCAGUAUAAUUGCAUGGUCCCGCCCGUAGAGACUCCCUGUCCUUUGAGGGCUGGAAAACAGAAAACAAGACCUACUACACAGUGCAACCAAUUUAAGGGCUGAAUCUGAGUAGAUAGAGCACAGUUUUAUCUUCCCAUUAUAAAAAUCAUAUAGGUGUUCUCUCUUCUUCUUGCUUUUCUAAUAUUUAAUUUUAUUAUUUUUUUGCUCUUAGUUUUUAAUUCAUUAUUUAUUAUUAUUAUUAUUAAAUUUUGUGAUAGCUGCUUGUGGAGAUGAAAUAAGAAGAAUGUGAAUAUUAAUGAAACUGUAGCUAUUUUUUGUUUUA
Messenger RNA from Lathyrus oleraceus (garden pea), 1676 nucleotides. Its product is annotated as LRR receptor-like serine/threonine-protein kinase SIK1. The coding region runs from base 257 to 1456 and encodes 399 amino acids. Gene Ontology annotation, molecular function: protein binding. The record is from RefSeq and is a predicted model, not a curated record. Lineage: Eukaryota; Viridiplantae; Streptophyta; Magnoliopsida; Fabales; Fabaceae. The transcript has a single exon.